AAUUAUGCAAUUACAAAGCAGACUUGGGCACUUGGUCCAACACCAAGCCCAAAACAAAAGUAAUCUUCACUAUGAAGAGAAAAGGAAUUACGGCUUACUGUAGUCCCUCAAUCUCCAUUGCUGUCCUCUGUUCUUUUCCAUAAGGAACCAAAACGAUCUUCUCUGUUCGUUUCUUCUCCCCAGAAAUCUAUUCGCUUCAGCUUCUCUCUAUUGUUUCAGCGAAGUCCUUAUGAAAAAGUGGAAUCGAGAGAUCUCGUAACUUACAAGUUCGUCACUGAUCGUCAGAGAUAAUGUCAAGUUUUUCAGCAAAAAUGUCGACAUCUCUUUUAGCUAUUCUUUAUGUAGUUCAUCCAAGAAAAUAUGUUCGACUUCCGGUGGCCAUUGAAAUAGUUCUCUUCUUCCCCAACUUGACUCGGUCAAAGUAUCCGGACGGAGUUGACCGAAUCGGAGAUGCACCCCACACUCGCACCCGUCUCAUGUUGAGACGGGUUCGGCGGCAAAAACGAAGAGUCCGUGCAACAUACAUAACCGCCACAAUACAAGUCUUGAAAAGAGCUGGCCGCCCCUCAGAGCAUCUGGUGAGUCAUGAAAAUUGUAGAUUUAGUAAGCCAACUGGACAUGAAUGCGUGCACAUCCAGAAGAUAACCGAAGCUUCAGGCACUGAAGAAGCAGAAGCUGAUGCAGAAUUUGAUAAUGCUCUCAAGGAGGCUAUCCAAGGUGUUCAAGAUGCAGUAAUGGCAAUAAAUGAACAUUUAGAAGAAGUUAGGUACGAGAUUGCAGCACUUGAAGACUAAAGAUGUAGUUGAUUGACUUUGCCUUUUAAGUUAUCAGGGGCACAUUGCUAUGAAAAGUCACCCCGUAAAUUCCAUGGUGAUCAAGCCUCAAAAGAUUAUCAUGUACAUUGUUCAUCAUAACGGUUUCCAUUCGUAUAGGCGACAAACAUUUUAUUCUUGAUGGUGGCACAGGGAGGUGAUAUAUGUAUUGCAUUGAGAACUCUAUUGGAGCUUAGUUAUAUCUUAAAUUUAAGCUCUCAAAAUUUGCUGCUCGAUUUUAUCGUAAAGAACAUGGGCGUUGUUAAGCUAA
Solanum dulcamara is the source of this 1083-nucleotide messenger RNA. RefSeq lists its product as uncharacterized. The record is from RefSeq and is a predicted model, not a curated record. The transcript has 2 exons. The coding region runs from base 291 to 794 and encodes 167 amino acids. NCBI's taxonomy places the organism in Eukaryota, Viridiplantae, Streptophyta, Magnoliopsida, Solanales, Solanaceae.